Penicillium oxalicum is the source of this 5724-nucleotide messenger RNA. RefSeq names its product putative DEAD/DEAH box helicase. The record is from RefSeq and is a predicted model, not a curated record. The transcript has 4 exons. The coding region runs from base 1 to 5724 and encodes 1907 amino acids. Gene Ontology annotation, cellular component: cytoplasm. Gene Ontology annotation, molecular function: nucleic acid binding; ATP binding. Lineage: Eukaryota; Fungi; Ascomycota; Eurotiomycetes; Eurotiales; Aspergillaceae.
AUGGAGCCCCGACAACUUCAAGCAUGGUUGGUCACCCCAAGUAAAGCACGCGGGUGGUACGACAAGUUGCCCUCCAGGACAGUCGACCUUGUUGGGGACUAUGCCGGUGAUGAGCUAUUUAUUAUCGAUGGAGAUUCUCUUCUGCUACAUGUCUUCUCUGAUAGCAAACUCGAUUUUUCUCCUGGGUUCCAGAUCCUCCAUGCCAUCUACCUCAUUGAGACAUUCCUCCACAAACUCCAAAGACGACGAUGCGUCUUUCACAUUGCAUUUUCCGCCGAGAAUGCUAAUUUAUGUAUUCCCAUUGGAGUUGAACCCCAACGCCGUUACCGGUAUCUUUUGACACGAGAGAUCGUCAUUCGGCAUCUCAAGGAACAUGCCUCUGCUGAAGAAUUCGCGGUGCCUGUCCACGAGCUCAAGAGCUACGAGUCUGACGAGUUCUUCCAGUACCUUCGAAGGGUCGGCGCAUACUUCUUCAUGUGCCACGAUGGGGCUUUCCCGAAGCACCUCCUGGAGCAGGGUCAGUUGGACUCAGAUGACACCGAUUCUUCCAUGAGUGACGAAGAAUCAAUGGAAGGAAACGAAAUGUCACAAAAGAACGUGACAGUCGAUGCUUCUAUGACCCAAGCGUUUCAGUGUCGAACGGGCCUGCGAAAGAUGAUAUACCGGCUCAUGAUGCACGGCUACAAUGUUGCACUGAUCAAUGAAUUGGAAUUCAGGGAUACCAAGAUCAUGUCGAUAAUCGUUGAGCGCCCAUCAAGCAACAGUCAAAGUCGACACAAACCCAUCGAGACGAGAAAUACGCGAGAAGAAGAUUCCGACAGCAGUGACUCCUUCGCCGUCCGCUCGGAAGACGACGGGAGCUUAGAAUCAUUAUUUGAUGAUUACCAGAACCCUGCUUGGCCAAUUCCAGAGAAGACUCUCUGUGACUCAGCCAACCCGCGGGGGGUGGACUUGAUUCUAAACGCACUGAGGGCAAUGACCAUGGAUUUCACACAGCGUGAAUAUCUUACCGUGACUACUAUCAUCGUGAUGAUGGAAUCAGGUGUUAUCUCCAAGACUGAGAUGGGGGCAGCCCGAGCCUUGCUUCUACACACGGUCCUUCUGCGGGAUUGCCAGCUGUCGGACCGUGCGAUUGCACACACAGCUGGUUCAGAAGAACAACGCAUGUUAAAUGAGUUCGCUCGGGUGGGUCACAAGAUCUUGAGCUCGAAUACCUGGCAGAAUGUAAUGGAGCCUGGGCACGCCAAGUUCGAUCUGUAUGAUCUUCUUGAUGGGCGACUCUUCUCCCUUCUAGCUUCAAAUAUGGACUGUCGCCCGCCAACGGACAUAGUGAGCUCUUUCAGCUGGUCGAAGUUCGAACAAUUAUGUACGACACUCAAGGAGCUCUUUGACUUUAGUGUGGAAAUCUCAGAUCUCAUCUCAGACAAGAGGCCUCACAAGUCUCAAAAACAUGCCACAAAGAAGUCAAAGCCCAACAAGAAAUUCUGGCGCAAUCAAGGACAGCAGAAGGUUUCCGAAGCGGAACAUCUUGUCUUGCCAUUUGAAAAUCCCGUUUUUGACUCUCACCUGCAACCGGUGCAUCUGUCUAUUGAUGACACCGUUGAAGACGUAGGCGCAUCGGAGCCUUCCAAGACCUUCAAGGAGCUGAGCCAUUGGCACAACGCCAAACGACCACUUGAUACCAAGUCUGGUAACAAUUUUGACCCGUGGCAGAAGAGAUUUAUCAUGCGACGCAAUGCCAUUUUUAUGGCAGAAAUGAGAGACUAUGCUGCCAGCUUGACAAACGCCACAGGCGCAAUCCUUGAGCCAGAAACUGUGUUCGUGAAAUCCGCCAAGGAUGACAAGAGAAAAGCAAAAUUUGUUGCAGGCUCAAAUAAAAACUCAACGUCCUCAGCCCACCUGCCAAAGAAAAAAUCCCAUACUGCGGCAAAGCCAGCAGUGCGAGACCAGGCCGCAAAGCUCAUGAUGGCAAAGCAAGCCGAGGUGCGCGACAAAGUCAUAAAAAAAUGGAUCUUCAUCAGAAAGGGCCUCGACAAGGAGCUUGACCUCGUCAACAGAUAUGUUAAAGUCAAAGAGUAUUUCACCAGCAAACAAGUGGACAAAAGCGACGCUGUCGGUGCGGAGAUUCUCACGUAUCAGUUGGAUACCUUGGUACGACUGUUGCGGGACAGUGCCAAAAGCAACCGUCAGCAAUCCAUUCCCACCAUCAUGUCAUUCAUCUGGGAAACUAUCUGGCAGAUCUCCAAACUGCAAGAUACUCUAACAGUGGACAUAGUCACCUACGUGACCGAUGUCAGUAAGAUACUGGGCUUACCAGGGGUAAAGCUCGAAGCUCACAGCGAUCAGCAACUUUCAUUUCAAUGUGUCCCUUUGACCAAGAAGGACUUAGGGGCUGCUAAAUUGUCGACUUCGCCAAUUGAAUUUCAGCUUCUUCACGGCGGUCCCUUCAUGGAUCGUAAUGUGGAUUCUGCUCCCGACAGUCGUGUUCACGACUUCGAGCCUGAUAGAUGGCAACGCGAAGUGCUGGACCAGAUUGACGCUAAAACCAGCGUCUUUGUUGUUGCACCCACAAGUUCCGGAAAAACUUUCAUCUCGUUUUACGCAAUGAAACAAAUUCUGGAGGAAGAUGAUGAUGGAAUCCUCGUCUAUGUCGCUCCGACAAAAGCUUUGGUCAAUCAGAUUGCUGCGGAAGUCCAGGCAAGAUUCUCAAAGUCGUAUCGAUUUGACGGCAAGUCGGUUUGGGCUAUCCAUACUCGUGAUUAUCGUAUCAACAACCCUGCUGGCUGCCAAGUUCUCAUUACCGUUCCACAUAUCCUUCAGAUCAUGUUGCUUGCGCCGUCGAAUGCACAAUCUUGGUCAUCCAGAGUGAAAAGAAUUAUCUUCGACGAGGUUCAUUGCAUCGGCCAGGCCGAAGACGGCGUGGUGUGGGAGCAGCUCUUGUUGAUGGCCCCUUGUCCAAUUAUCGCUCUCUCCGCCACUGUAGGCAAUCCUCAAGAAUUCUGUGAAUGGCUCGCAAUGACUCAAAAGGCUACCGGGACCGAUUUGAAGACGAUUGAACAUCGGCAACGAUACUCGGAUCUGCGAAAAUACGUCUAUCAUCCACCGACUCGUUUCGCCUUUGGUGGAUUUUCAGAGCCCCCAAAGCUCUCUCCUCUUGGUCUUGAUGAAACAUCUUAUAUGAGAUUUGUGCAUCCAGUCUCCAGUCUCUUUGACCGCUCAAGGGGGAUGCCUGAAGAUUUGAGCUUUGAACCGCGUGACUGUCUUACGCUUUGGGAAGCUAUGAAAAAGCACGAGUGCCCGGGAUACCUCGUGGAUCCAUCUGUAGAUCCAAAUAUAUGUCUUCCAGCAUUGGUCCGGAAGGUGGAUGUCGUGAGGUGGGAAUCACAGCUGAAAGCGCUCUUGAGAAGCUGGAUGAGUGACCAUGCAUCGCCUUUCGACAAGGUGAUGGAGGAGUUGUCGCGAUCAACGGUCCACACGCGGAGACCGGACCUGUUCAGCUCGGUAAAAGGUCGAAGUGAGCAUACCUCCGUGAGGUCUGUCAACACUGGCAAUGUCUUGGAGACGACACUUCCUCUUAUCUGCACCUUACAUGGCCAAAAUGCACUACCUGCCUUAUUCUUCAACUAUGACCGCAGCAUGUGCGAACGUAUUUGCAAAAACUUGCUCGAACAUUUUACUUCCGCCGAAAAGAAGUGGAAGGACACAGAUCCCACUUGGAAACGAAAGAUUGAAAAGUGGGACGAAUGGAAGAUUGAACGCGCAAAAACCAGCAAAAAGGGAUUGCCGAAGGCUUCCAAAAAUGUCAGUGGGCGUGACGAGAUGUCACGCGCAGAACGCGAACGAGAGACUGCCUCGACAGAAGUCAGUCAGUUUGAAUCUUUCGAUCCUGACGCUCCAGUCGACGGGUUUCAUAUUGCCGACAUUAAGAAACUGUCCCCCUCGAUCUUCCAGCAAUAUGCAGAUCAGCUUGGCCAUCGGGGGGUACCCCAAUGGCUAAUCUCAGCGUUGCAACGUGGGAUCGGUGUUCACCAUGCUGGUAUGAAUCGAAAAUAUCGCCAGGUUUGCGAAAUUCUGUUCCGCAAAGGAUAUCUACGGGUCGUCAUUGCCACCGGUACUUUGGCUCUGGGUAUCAACAUGCCUUGUAAAACGGUGGUUUUCUCAGGAGAUUCGGUGUUCCUCACCGCGCUGAACUAUCGCCAGGCUUCUGGUCGGGCUGGCCGUCGAGGCUUUGACGUGCUUGGAAACGUGGUAUUCCAAAACAUCUCAGAUACGAAAGUCUAUCGUCUCAUGAGCUCGAGACUUCCACAUUUGAAUGGCCACUUUCCGAUUACCACCAGUCUGGUGCUCCGACUGUGCAACCUUUUGCAUGAGUCGAAGAACGCCCCGUUCGCAGUCAGGGCAAUCAAUUCCAUCUUGACCAGUCCGCGAAUCUAUCUUGGUGGAGCAGAAAUGAGGCACACAGUGCUUCAUCAUCUGCGAUUUUCCUUGGAGUACCUUCGACGCAACGACCUGCUGUCCCGACAUGGUGCUCCUUUGAAUUUUGCCGGAUGUGUUGGCCAUCUCUACUAUACUGAAAACUCCAGUUUCGCUUUCCACGCUUUGUUGAACUCAGGGUUCUUCCACAAACUUUGCAGGCCACUUUCAAGCUCAAGGGAUAAAACAACCACCCUGCGCUCGCUCAUGCUCGUCUUGUCACACUUGUUUGGCCGUCAACCCAUCCGCCAAGCCAACCUUGAAAACAUCAAAGCCAAGACUCAAAAAUCGACAUCCGUCGUCGUUUUGCCUCCCAUGCCAUCGAGGGCGGUCAAGAUUCUCAAGAAGCACAACCAAGAGACCCUCCGUAUUUACACUGCGUACGUUGCUACAUUUAUCGAGCAGCAUGUUACCGAGCCUGACCGUACCCUCCCCUUGACGAAGAUCGAAUGUGGAGGUGAAACAGCAAUGGCCGAACUCAGCAGCUUUCUCUCCGAAUUCAAAGCAGAGGUCCGCAUUGCCUCUCCCUUUUAUGCGCUGUCGGGUCAGGGCGAUGAAUGUCGUCAUAUCUCAGAUCUCUGUCAGAUUGUCCGGAGCGGAGUAUGGCUUGAAGAAGCUGUCGUGCCAUAUGUGGGGGUUCACCCCGAGGAAGUUGCGCCGCUCAACGCGUACCUUUAUGAUUUCUUCAAGCAUGGCAAUGUUACCGCAUUGAUCCACGAAAAUGGUAUCCGUAGAGGUGAUCUGUGGUUUUUGCUCAACGACUUUUCUCUCGUGCUUGCGACAAUCGUGACAAGCCUGGAAAACUUCUUGAAACUGACACCAGACACGGACCUUGAUAUGCUGGACGUGAUGGGACAAGGAGAGGCUUAUGAACUGGAGUUGGACGACGAGGGCAUAGAAUUCGAUGAGAAGAUGACGGUCCCUAAUCAAGCAACUAAAGCCCAAUCACCCAGGACAACCAUGGCCUCGCCCGCACCUGCCACGCGCACGAAGUCUAAGGGCAGUCUUGUGGCGGAAAAUUGGGAUGAUGAUCUCAGCGAUGCACCCAACGAGGUGGAUGAAGAGCCGGAAGCCCCAUCACCGUGGAAAACAAGAGCAGCUCGACGCGAAGGCAGGAAGUUCCCCAAGGCAACGGUGCAAAAGUCCUCUGCCGCGUCUGAUUCCGAGGACGGUCGCAUUUUACUCGUUUUGAAGGCUUUCAAAAUGCUGCAGAGCGAGUUCAACGAGAAAUUCCGCGCAUUCUGGGCUUGA